AAAUAAACCCAAUUUAAGAAUAUUUCACUCUUGGUCUUAGUUCUAUAUGGUCUUAAUUAUGUAGUUGACAUGCUAACCACAUAAUUUUAGAAUGUAAUCAAGUUUCUUAUGUUAGAUCUAUUAUCUAAAACUUCUAGUUUUGUCGAUAAUAAUAAAGAAACUUUUUGAAUUACCUGUCACUAGAUAUGUAUCAUAAACCACUGGAUAUGUGAUGAAUCUUUACAUUCCUAAAAUUUUGAGGUGAAAUUCUGUGUUUAUACAAGAAUACCAAUUUUCACAAUAUUUAGUGAAAUCUAUAAAGUAAGACGAUAAGACAUGAUCCAUCCAUUAUAAAAUUAUGAAACAUUUAAUAAAUUCUUCACUAGAUAAAUUAAGCCAAGAAAAAUAGAGUGUGGAAUAAUUAGUCCUGCUGACUCAAAGAUAUUAUCCAUUAGUAAAAUAACUAAGAAUGAAUGUUUACUUGUAAAAAGAGUGACAUAUCAAAUUGGAUAAUUUUUAACAGGAAUUAAGGGAUAUGAAAUGGAAUUUAAAAAAAGAUAAGAAUCCUCUAAUCUUUGGUCUUGUAUUUUUUAUCUUGCACCUGGUGAUUAUCAUCGAUAUCAUUGUCCUGUUGAUUUUAUUGCAAGAACCAGAUUGCAUAUUCCAGGGAAAUUAGCACCUGUAAAAGAAAGCAGUCUAAAACAAGUAUAGAGUUAAAUUAUAUUAAAAAAUAGGGAUUAUAUGAAGGUAAUGAAAGAGUAGUUCUUGAAGGAGAAUGGGAAUAAGGAUUAAUGUAUAUAAUAUUCAUAGGUGCCACUAAUGUUGGAUCAAUGAAAGUUAAUUUUGACUCAGAUUUGAUUACUAAUACAAAUACAUAUCACAAAAAUGGCUAUCGCAAUUAUUCAAAACUAUCAGUUAAUUCUCCUUAUUCAUCAUGUGAUAAAGGUGUACAUAUUAAAAAAGGAUAAGAAAUUGGUAGAUUUGAAAUGGGUACUUAUCAUCUUCAUUUAAUUAUUAGGAUCUACUGUUGUAAUGAUAUUUGAAAGUACAUCAAUUGAGUGGAAUGCAAAACUUCAAUAAAAGGUUUAUUUUGGAUAAUAAGUUGCUUCUUAUUGAUAUAAGUGUUAUCAAUAUGUACAUUAAAAUAAUAUAAGUCAAAUAUUUGAAUGAAUUUUAAACAUUCCUCAUAUUCUUCCCAAAG
Messenger RNA from Paramecium sonneborni, 1180 nucleotides. The record is from the annotation of a GenBank genome assembly. NCBI's taxonomy places the organism in Eukaryota, Ciliophora, Oligohymenophorea, Peniculida, Parameciidae.